GGGAAGGGCAGCAUCUAUGUGUGGGCGGCAGGUAAUGGUGGAAUGCAGCAUGACCACUGCGGUGCAGAUGGAUAUGUUAACUCCAUCUACAACAUUGCCAUCAGCGCCGUCACUCAAACUGGGAAGCCCACCUUCUUUGGAGAGCCCUGCCCUGGAGUGAUGGCCGUCACUCUGACAGGGACCAGCGUGGGAAGCUCAUUACCUUUGGUGACUGUGACCAACAUUGGUGAUGGAUGUGUCACACACUUUCCAGGAACAUCCAGUGCUGCUCCGAUUGCUGCAGCGAUUCUGGCUCUUGCCUUAGAAGUAAAUCCUGAGCUGACGUGGAGGGAUGUUCAGCAUCUGAUCGCCAAGACAGCAAAGAUCCCCGACCCUAAAGAGCCUGGCUGGAACAUCAAUGCAGCAGGAUACCAUGUUCACCAUAGGUACGGCUUUGGACUGUUGGAUGCAGGGCUGAUGGUGCAGCAGGCCGCACACUUCCACAGUGUUCCUUCACAGAAGAAGUGCACACAAGAAGUCACGCUUGAUCCUGCCAGAAUCUUUUAUCCAGGGCAAGGAGUCAAUGUGAACAUCCAAUCAGAAGCCUGUCGAGGAAGGGCUAAUGAGAUCAACACUCUUGAGCAUGUCCAGGUGAGAGUGAGUAUCAACGCAGCGUGCCGUGGUGACCUAUCCAUAAGCCUGGUGUCUCCUGGUGGCACAGUGUCGGUGCUGUUGGAUACGAGGCCUUAUGAUGCCUCCACCGCUGGACUGAAGAACUGGACUCUCAUGACUGUGCACUGCUGGGGUGAGCAGCCACGAGGCCGCUGGAGCCUCCAGGUGACUGACCGCAAGGGCACAGUGAGGAGCUGCGCGAGGCCAAGUGAAGAGGAGGCAGCCGGAGCUCUACACAGCGUUACACUCAUCCUCUAUGGCACCUACCACCCACACAGGACCACGCACGAGGGACCCCUGCAGAGUGUUGUGUCCAUGGGGUUGAAUCACCCUAUCCCUCAUGGGUGGUUGUUCCAGAGGGACCAGUCCCCUCCUAUGGACCUGCUGCAGUGGAUCUACCAAAUGGAGAGGGAGAAGAAGGUGCGAGCUGCUGAUAUCGCCAUGUCACUAAGAGGAAAGAUGGGAAAAACUCGAGGAGACAGACCGGUUAAGUCGAGCCUGACAUCUAGUCUGGCUUUCAAGAUACUUGACACACAUGUUGCCCAGAAAACAAGACCUACUGUUGAGAGGGAGCCUCCUGAAACCGAGACCUUCGGGGACGACGCGGAUGAGGAGCGCAGGUCCUUGCCCUCACAGAAGAUCCAGGAUGUCGGCACAAUCAAGCGUUUUAGAUCCAACAGAUGACGGAUCUGUGAGCAGAAAGGCAUGAGAGGGGGCGGGGCAGAGGGAAGGGAAUUAAAAACAAAACCAUGAACCAUAGUUUCGUAAAGACUGUAGUUUUCCACAGUGCAGAAAAGCCAGUUAAUCAUGAAUCAAGUCAGCGUACUGUAUUUUGACUUUGUGGCCUCGGUAUCAGCAAAGAUGACUUAUUGUAGGUCUGCUUUGAAACCCACUUUCUCGCCUACACAAACCCCAAAACCCUGUUUCUGAAAAACAAAUAGCUCCAGCAGCGCUCGUCUCCGCCCCCCAACCCCCGAUCCCACUCCUGGUUUGCCUUCGGAAGUAGCAAAGGUUAGUGGAAGAUAUGUUUGUCUUUUUCCACUUCAAUGAAGGGUGAAUUCAGCUCCGUGCAAUAAGAAAUGGAUUACCCCGUUCAUUAAAGGGGGCUGCGUCACUCCUCAUUGAGUUGGACAAAUAACAAAUUAAUUCCUAGCCGCCUAAUUUCUCUCUGUUCUCCACUGAAUUCCCAAUAACGUCGAAUUACUGAUCACAGCCAUGUGAGCUCUCUCAACUUUCUAUCAAUUCAUUAAAAUUUUUGCCACAGUGGAGAUACUGCUGAGGAGGAUCUCUCCCUUUUUUCUUUUUUCUUUUUUUCCCAUGCAUGCUUCCUUUAACACCACAAGCUGUAUACAAACAGAAAGCAAGUGAAGUGUUAAUAUUAGGAGAUUAAAAAGACCAGGAAGCGUUACAGAGAAAGUUACUUUCACCCCGGGCGGUAAACUUUUUUUUUUCUUUGCCAGUCUAGUGCAGGUCUGUUGGUGGAGGUGUUUUGUAAAGUAGCAGUAGUGUAUUGACAGGGCAGUAUUGAUGUUUCAAUUAGAGCAGCGUUACAUAGUGCUCCAGCAUGGUAACACGGUGCGUCUUCUGCCAUCUGCUCUGCCUCCACGUCUGACGAACGAGGCACGUGGGGCUAAUCGAGCCGCACAUGAGCGAUGGGGCUGCGAGAUCUUCCGCGCACACACUCGCGCGCGCACACACACACUUAUCCUGUACACACGUCCUUAUGCAGAAAAAUAAGGGGGGAAGGACGAUGGAGAGCUCCUCAGCCCUGCUGUUUAAACAGCCUUCAGAAAGCCUGUGAUUCCUCGCUUCACAUGUGCCACAGGAGAAGCCAGCAGGUUAUUUCCCCGACAAGAAAACGGGCAAAAGCGCCAGAUGCACAAGUUAAAAAUCUUCAAAAAAAAAAAGAAGCUCAUCUGAUAGAAAGAACAAAAAAUAAAUAAAUAAAAGAGAGAGAGAGAUCAGCUUCUGCCAGGUUUUCUCGUGCUGGGACAGCCUGAAAUAACAGUGUGUAUUAUGCCUGGCAUUAUUGCCUGCCAAACCACACGAAUCAAAGACCUCAUUGUGUGGAUUACCUCGUUAAUCUGUUGAUGCCAUUGACUAGUAUUGCAGGUGCUAAUGUGCCAGGUUUUUUUUCCUCCUCUUUCCUCCUCUCUUCUCUUAUUGGGGAGGUGUAGCGUUAGGUUUGUAAUCUGUUUUAAAUGCUUUCUGGGGAAUGAGACGCACUGAAAGCCAGCCAAGAGAGCUCUGCUAUCAUGGAGCGCUUUCUCUUAAUACAGCACACAGAGGGGGACAGACUGACUGAGGCUGCGGCGCCUGUGCCAACGGGGACGAGCUAGCGAGCUACACGCCCCACGCCACUUGUUGAAAUAUAUGACUGCAUGAAUAAUGAAAGAGGAAGAGGGAAGUGGUAUUGCUAGAGCAGUCCCACAAUGACAUCCAUCACAGGAAUGCCUCAUUGCUCCUCUUCUUCUGUUUCCUCCUGCAAAAAGAAAAAAAAAAGGAGCUCCAACUUGUGUCUCUUUGGAGAAGCUAACGGGAGCUGAGCUCAGUUGCCUGCCCGAGCUGAUAGACUUUAGAGGUGAAACCAGAAAGAGAGGAAGAUAAAGAGGCAGAGAGAGAGAAAGACAGAGGGAAAGGGAACAGAAAGAGAGGUAAUCCUUGCUUUUUUUUCAGCUCCCCGGGGUGGUCUCUUCAUCCAAGGCCUCAAAGAGGGACAGAAUACACGUCCCUGCUACAAUGAAGGGGACCCACAGGGGAUGUUGCUAUCAGUGUGUGUGUGUGGUGGGGGUGCAGCUUUAAGCAGGCCUUUGAGUGGCCUAAUUGCAUUGGAAUACAGCAGUCUGAGAGCUGGCUCAGAUCACGGCGGGCUGCUGGAGGGGUGAGCGCCCGCACCUCGACAGCCACACUCAGCAAAAGAGCCCCGGCACAAAGCACACAAUUAAUGCUGUCCCUCUCGUUAACUCUCUCCCCACUUUUUGUCCUCUCCUACUUUUCUCUCAUUCUCCUCCUCCUCACCCCCAUACCUUCGUCUCUCGCUCUCCUCUCCCUCUCUCGCUCCUCCCUCCCGCCUCAGUAUGUCGUCACUCACCCACUGUAUUAAUCCUCCCAUACAGCCUGUCAGUCUCCCUCGUCUUUGAUGCACACAACAAUUACAGUAAGGAUGAAAGGCGUGGGUCGGCUCUCGUUAUGCAAGAUUCGAAACGGGCCUUGGCGAGAAUUAUUGACAUCCGAACAGCUAAUCUGAAAUAAAACUCUGUUAUUACUUCGAAGGAAGUGAUCUGUGCUCGCUGCAUAUAUUUCUGGCUGUAUAUACUCAGGAUUAGGGGAUCUUAUUUUAUUGCAUAAAUUAAAAAUAAGGCAUGUACUUUAUUUGUAUUUAAAUGAGCCCACACUGAUUGUAUUCUUCUGAUCUGAAGGUUUUGUAUCAGUUCUGCUAUCAGCUAAAGUCAAGGCAGCUGAUAAAUGCAAAGUAAACAGAUUUCCAUUUCAUCACGAUUGUUCCCCAAAGAUGACACCACGGUAGAGCAAUAAUGCUCCAGCGGGGACUGUUUGUAUCUUUGCGGCA
Maylandia zebra (zebra mbuna) is the source of this 4219-nucleotide messenger RNA. Its product is annotated as furin-like. Gene Ontology annotation, molecular function: serine-type endopeptidase activity. Gene Ontology annotation, biological process: protein processing. The record is from RefSeq and is a predicted model, not a curated record. Gene Ontology annotation, cellular component: Golgi membrane; trans-Golgi network. NCBI's taxonomy places the organism in Eukaryota, Metazoa, Chordata, Actinopteri, Cichliformes, Cichlidae.